Molecule: messenger RNA, 3291 nt
Organism: Fundulus heteroclitus (mummichog)
Lineage: Eukaryota; Metazoa; Chordata; Actinopteri; Cyprinodontiformes; Fundulidae
Product: ralA-binding protein 1
Exons: 10
Coding region: 123-2117 (664 amino acids)
Biological process (GO): positive regulation of GTPase activity; endocytosis; small GTPase-mediated signal transduction
Cellular component (GO): membrane
Molecular function (GO): GTPase activator activity; small GTPase binding
Source: RefSeq, a predicted model, not a curated record
CGAAGACUCUAUUUGGUACACACACACACAACCGGAAGUUCCACUGUGGGAUUGACCGACCAAGACUUGGCGGGAUGGAGGCGUGACGCGUCGGUCCGCGGAGCGAUACGGCCAGAGAGGACAUGACGGAGUGCUUCCUGCCCCCCAGCAGCAGCCCUGCAGAGCAGCGCAGGGCCGAUCACCCGGGCGGGGUGGCCCGCACCCCCAGCUCCGAGGAGAUCAGCCCCACCAAGUUCCCGGGUCUGUACCGCACGGGCGAGCCGUCGCCGCCUCACGACGGACAUCACCAUGAGCCGCCCGACCCGUACGUCUCAGAUGACGACAAGGAGCACGGCAAGAAGAAAAACAAGUUCAAGAAGAAGGAGAAAAGGACUGAGGGAUACGCCGCCUUCCAGGAGGACAGCUCGGCGGACGAAGCGGAGAGCCCGUCCAAGAUGAAGCGCUCCAAGGGGAUCCACGUGUUCAAGAAGCCCAGCUUCUCCAAGAAGAAGGAGAAGGACUUCAAGGUGAAGGAGAAAGGCCCCAAAGAGGACAAGGCCAAGGAGAAGAAGUCCAAGGACUUGACCGCCGCCGACGUGGUCAAGCAGUGGAAGGAGAAGAAGAAGAAGAAGAAGCCGGCCUCGGAGGCGGAGCCGGUCCCGGUGGAGACUCCGACCGUGAGACCCAUCUUCGGCGCUCCGCUGGCUGAAGCCGUGAAGAGGACCGCUCUGUAUGACGGCAUCCAGCUGCCGGCCAUCUUCAGGGAAUGUGUGGACUACAUCGAGAGCUAUGGCAUGAAGUGUGAGGGCAUCUAUAGGGUCUCAGGGAUGAAGUCCAAGGUGGACGAGCUGAAAGCGGCUUACGACCGUGAGGAGUGUCCCUGCCUGGAGGAGUACGACCCCCACACGGUCGCCAGCCUGCUGAAGCAGUACCUGCGCGAGCUGCCGGAGAACCUGCUGAGUCGAGAGCUGGCGCAGCGCUUCGAGGACGCCUGCGGACGGCCGGCCGAGGCGGAGAAGGUGGCGGAGUUUCACAAGCUGCUGGCCGAGGUGCCGCCGCAGAGCCGGCUGCUCCUCUCCUGGCUCGUCACGCACAUGGACCACGUCAUCGCCAGGGAGGCCGACACCAAGAUGAACAUCCAGAACAUCUCCAUCGUCCUCAACCCGACCAUCCAGAUCGGGAACCGUGUCCUCUACAUCUUCUUUACCCACGUGAAAGAGCUGUUCGGAGACGUUGUCCUGAAGCCCGUGGUGCGGCCGCUCCGCUGGUCCAACAUGGCAACCAUGCCAGCUCUGCCCGAGACCCAGGAGAACAUCAAGGAGGAAAUCCGGCGGCAGGAGUUCCUGUUGAACUGCCUGCACAGAGACCUGCAGGCGGGCGUUAAGGACCUGUCCAAGGAGGAGCGACUCUGGGAGGUUCAGAGAAUCCUCACCGCUCUCAAACGCAAGCUGAGGGAGGCCAAGCGGCAGGAGUGCGAGACUAAGAUAGCACAAGAAAUAGCCAGUCUCUCAAAGGAAGACGUGUCCAAAGAGGAAAUGACUGAGAACGAAGAGGAAGUCAUCAACCUGCUUUUAGCACAGGAGAACGAGAUUCUGACGGAGCAGGAGGAGCUGAUCGCUCUCGAACAGGUGUUACGGAGACAGAUUGCCACGGAGAAGGAAGAAAUCGAGAGGCUGAGGGCGGAAAUCGCAGACAUUCAGAGUCGGCAGCAGGGUCGCAGCGAGACGGAGGAGUACUCCUCGGACAGUGAAAGCGAGAGUGAAGAUGAGGAAGAGCUGCAGAUGAUACUGGAAGACCUGCAGAAGCAAAACGAGGAACUAGAGAACAAGAACACCCACCUGAACCAGGCCAUCCACGAGGAGCAGGAAGCCAUCCUGGAGCUCCGAGUCCAGCUCCGCCUGCUGCAGAGCCACAAGCAGCAGCAGCAGCAGCAGGAACGGACCGUCUCUCCCCCCGCCGAGCCGGUUCCUCCCACCCAGCCGAGCCCGGAGGCCCGCAGCGAGGAACAAACCAAACGCUCCGUCUCCGCUGUGGCCGCCAUCGCCGCCGCGGACGCACCUGCCCCGACCAACGGGAAGGCACCGAAGGAUCCUUCAAAGCCGUCGCCGGGCAAAGACAGGAGAGACACCAACAUGUGAGAUGGGUGAGGCGUCUGGCUCUGAUCGAGUGUCGCUUACGAUCCACAGGAACCUGGAGUAGGGGGCUAAUGAGCAUCCCUGUGGCAUCCUGACUCCCACUCCCCCCCGUUCAGAACAGCACACCUUAGGAAGAGAGUAGCAGCUGUCGCAGGUGAGCGGCUCCUCCUGUGGGGACUCCCGGGGACCAUAUUAUUCAAAUCUGCUGUGCCAAGCCUGUUGAAAGGAUGACGAGGAAAGGGUGAAAAAUGAAGGGAGCGGGGUGGAUGUCAGAGAGAUUAGAGUUUAUUUUUCACUGGUAAUUAAAUCAAGAAAUCAUCACAAAACAUAAUGUUGUUGUUGUUGUAACUCCGUUUAUCCCUGAAAUUUGACGUCGCCGACCACUGUGCCAUAGCUCAAAAUGCCGGAGAGCCACGAAUGCAAAAUAAAGCUCUUUGAUUGCUGAAGGAUUUUAUGAUUGGUCUAUCUUUACGUUUUAAAUUUUACUAUCAUUCUAACAUGAUGUCUGUACAUAUAUAUAUAAAAUGCUCAUAAAAUGCCAUGGUUUAAUUUAAAGCUUUAUAUAUAGAGAGAGAUCUAUUGCUGUUUUUUUUUUUUUUUUUGGAAGAAUGAGGAACAGACGACUGAAUGAAAAACCUAAUCCCACCACAGCAAAACGUAGACAAGUGCACUCAUUCGCUCCCGUUUCCAGACGAGGAAACCUGGAGAUUUAGGUUUAAUGUCGUCGUGACACAUCUGUGGGGUUGUUUUAUGUUGAAUGUGUGCAUUUUCUUUUUUUUUUUAACUGUUAUAAUUCUAGAUGUGAGAAACUGUUCCAUCAUUUCAUGACGGAUCCAUGACUCCUUGCAGAAGGGACGGUCAUUGAUUAAAUGCAAUUUAAAGCAAAGGCGCAGCCUGACUUUUCUUUAUUGUAUAUUAGAGCAACAUUGCAAAACACAAUUUAUUAUGAGCUCUUGUGUCCGCGUAUGUUAAUUUUUAUAUUGUUGCUGACUUGUAGCGAUGAUCCUAGUGUGGCUGCCCCUGCUUUGGUCACCGGCUGGAUAUAAACUGUAUUAAUCCUACGACUGAAACCGACACUAAAGCUUCUCCUGGGGUUGUUUUCCUAUUGUUUGGAGCUUUUUUUUAGCAGACUGUUGCAGACAGACUAAUGCUGUGAAGAAUAAAGUGUUGAUCUGGA